AGGUGAGUGUAUUAUCCGCGUAAAGGUGGAUGCCAUAUUAACGUUCUUUCUGGUUUUUUCCUAGAUUAAAGAUGCCAGGUCCCUAGGGGACUUGAAGACCGCAGACUGCAUUACCCAAGAGGUCUUUCAGUCGGAGGUGCGAGUGGCCUCUUAGGUUUUGCCAUCGCCGCAAUAGACUGUGCAGCCGAGGGUUGCCCAUAAACAAAAUGGCGACGAUAACCUAUGACACGCAACUUAGAGUUGACGUGAUUGGUUAAGAGAUGUUUACACUGAUGAUGCGGAUCAGGUGUGCUGAAGUUCGCACCAGAGGAUCUUUAAAGCUAAUCACGCUGUGUUCAGACGCUCCCCUUGUAUAGGAGUGUGAUCAGCCUGCUGCUUAGACGUUGCUGCCUGGGUUGCAGCCUCCUUAUUCAGCACUAAGAUGUCUACCCUAGAGCCACCACCUGUCAAAAGACACAGGAAGUCAAAGCAUCUGCAGUGUAGAGCAUGUGACACACUUCUCCCAGAUGACUAUGGGAAAAGGUUUUGUAAGGACUGUCUGUCCUAUCUGGCUCACAAGGAUGUUGAAGCACUUCCUGAAGCUUCUUCUUCGUGGAUUAAGGAGUUUAUAAAAUCAACUAUGAAGGAUAUGUUUAACCAGUUGCAACCUGGCCCAGUCCCUAUUGCGGAUGAUAUUGUGAAUUCUCCUACAAUAGUUAAUCCUAUAUCUUUAGACGGAUCAACUCAGGAUUCAUCCUCGGAUGAGGAAGAAAUCUUAGCCUUGUUUCCGGUGGAAAGCACUGCGAAAUUGAUCAGGAGAGUAAGGUUAACGAUGGAAUCUCUGGAAAGCGAGGAUUCGCAGGCAACCACUUCUCAGGUAGCUAAGAAAUCUAAAAAUUUUCCGGUUCACCCAGUCAUGAAAGAUUUAAUGACUAGAGAGUGGAAAAAUCCUGAAAAGCCUCCGUCUAUAACAAAAAGACAAAAGCUUUUGUUUCCCAUUCAGGAAGAGGAGAUACAGUCCUGGGGGACUCCUCCGAAAGUAGAUGUAGCCAUUGCCAGACUGUCUAAUAAAACACUCAUUCCUGUGGAAGAUGGUUCAGGAUUAAAGGAUCCUAUGGAUCGCAAGAUGGAGUCCUUACUUAAAAGAGUUUAUAAUACGGGUACAGCUAUUUGUAAGCCAGCCUUGGCUGCCUCGGCAGUGGCUAGAUCAACCAGGCAUUGGCUCAAACAAUUCACGGAGGAUAUCAACAACAACAUAUCCCGUGUGGAGCUUCUGGAAUCCCUGGAAAAGGUCAAUAUGGCAGUUGAGUUCUUGUGUGACUCAUCCAUUGAAAGUAUUAAGCUAGCUGCGAAAACUAUGGCUUUAUCUACAGCAUCCAGAAGAGCUUUAUGGCUAAGAACCUGGUCAGCUGAUUCAGUAUCCAAAAACAGCUUAUGUGCCAUGGCAUUUGAACCAGGUCGUCUCUUUGGAUCAGAGCUGGAUAAACUUUUGGAAUCUUUGUCAGGCUCUAAGAAUAAGCGUCUUCCUCAGGAAAACCAAUCAAAUAGGAGCAAAAAUUCCUUUUUCCGGAAUAGAAGAACAUCACCUAAAAGAGAUAACUACUUUCAAAGAGACAGAAGAAGGAACGAUACAAAUUCCUUUCGGCCCAAUAGAGCAUUCAAUUCUUCCAGAGGUGAGAGAGGAUUUGGGAAAACCUUCCCACCAAAGAAAAGGCCAUCCUUCUGACGCCAGAAGUUUACUGCCGGUAGGGGGCAGAUUAAUUUUUUUCUUUCCAGAAUGGAAAGAAACCAUUGCAGACGCAUGGAUACUCCAAUUAAUUGCAGAAGGCUACAGAAUAGAAUUUCUGAGUCUACCUCCUCAGAGG
Messenger RNA from Xenopus laevis (African clawed frog), 1844 nucleotides. Its product is annotated as lamina-associated polypeptide 2, isoforms alpha/zeta-like. The transcript is spliced from 2 exons. The coding region runs from base 422 to 1705 and encodes 427 amino acids. The record is from RefSeq and is a predicted model, not a curated record. Lineage: Eukaryota; Metazoa; Chordata; Amphibia; Anura; Pipidae.